Molecule: messenger RNA, 1634 nt
Organism: Manihot esculenta (cassava)
Lineage: Eukaryota; Viridiplantae; Streptophyta; Magnoliopsida; Malpighiales; Euphorbiaceae
Product: probable protein phosphatase 2C 60
Exons: 12
Coding region: 359-1444 (361 amino acids)
Biological process (GO): protein dephosphorylation
Molecular function (GO): cation binding; protein serine/threonine phosphatase activity
Source: RefSeq, a predicted model, not a curated record
AUUAAAUCCUCAUCAAAACCCAACAAUACAAACCGUAACAGUUAAAAUCAAAGUUCGACAAAAAUUUAAAAAAAAAAAAAAAACAGUUAAAAUCAAAGCGUUCUAUUUUCCAAUUUCCAUUCUUUACAAGGGGAGAGCAAGAAACUCCGGCUUCAACAACCCGUCUUCUCAUCAGUCCACCAAAGCUCAAAAAUAUCACCAUUUCUAGAUAAAGUUUCUGUCUUUUUCUGGUUUUAUAUGCUUAAGUUAUCAAACUUUGACAACAUUUCAGUUCCAAAUACUGUUCGCUUUCUGUUCCUCUUCCUAUUGUUUGCUUCUGAUACCAAGCUCCAUACGCAGCCUAGUUGGGCAGAUUGAGAUGGGUAUAUACCUCAGCUCUCCUAAAACAGAAAAAUUCUCAGAGGAGGGUGAGAAUGAUAGGCUCAGAUAUGGCUUGUCAUCCAUGCAAGGUUGGCGCGCAACGAUGGAAGAUUCUCAUGCUGCAAUACCUAAUUUGGAUGCUUCCACUUCGUUCUUCGGUGUUUAUGAUGGCCAUGGAGGUAAAGUAGUUGCAAAAUUUUGUGCAAAGUUCCUUCAUCAGCAGGUCCUGAGGAGUGAAGCUUAUUCAGCUGGAGAUAUUGGAACUGCUUUGCAGAAAGCAUUUUUCAGAAUGGAUGAGAUGAUGCGUGGACAAAGAGGAUGGCGGGAAUUAGCUGUAUUGGGUGAUAAAAUAAACAAGUUCACGGGCAUGAUAGAAGGGUUGAUAUGGUCUCCAAGGGGUAGUGAUAGUAAUUGCCAACCUGACAAUUGGGCUUUUGAAGAGGGACCGCACUCUGAUUUUGCUGGACCAACUUCUGGAAGCACAGCUUGUGUUGCAAUUAUUAGGAACAACCAAAUUAUUGUUGCUAAUGCUGGUGAUUCUCGAUGUGUAAUAUCUAGAAAGGGCCAGGCAUAUAAUCUUUCUAGAGAUCACAAACCGGAUCUUGAGGCUGAGAGAGACAGGAUAUUGAAAGCUGGUGGUUUCAUACAUGCAGGACGGGUCAAUGGCAGUUUGAAUCUUGCAAGAGCUAUCGGUGACAUGGAAUUCAAGCAGAAUAAAUUUUUGCCUGCUGAAAAGCAAAUUGUAACAGCCAAUCCAGAUAUAAACACCGUUGAGCUAUGCGAUGAUGAUGAAUUUAUUGUGCUAGCAUGCGAUGGAAUAUGGGACUGCUUGUCAAGCCAGCAACUAGUAGAUUUUGUUCACGAACAACUGAGAACGGAAAGCAAGCUUUCUGUAGUGUGCGAGAGAGUACUGGAUAGGUGUUUGGCGCCAUCGACGGCAAGCGGUGAAGGAUGUGACAACAUGACCAUGAUCUUGGUGCAGUUUAAGAAACCAAUCCAGCGCACUUCUUCCGCAAAUGAGCAAUCCUCAGGAACUGAAUCUGCUGACGAUGGAUCUAAACAAAAUGAAAACGAAUUGAAGUAGCUGCUAUCUGUUGAUAUCUAUCUUCAGAUGCAACCAUUGUGCAGCCAUGUGGGUUGAAAAAUGUACAAGGGUACUUCACUUUCUUGAAAAGUUGGAUCCUUUUAUAUCUUUGUAGAUGAUUUAACAUGAAGUGCUUUAUGUUUGAAUCACAUUAUCACAUUCAAUAAAAUGUAUAGCUCUUUUGAGAACA